UAUUUAAGUAUUUUGUUUUUGGGAUGGUGACCGUUUCAAAGAAUGUUUUACUUCUUUUUCCUGAUGCUUUACAACAACGGAAAAGUAAUUAGAAUACUUUUUAUAUAAUAGCAUAUACGUCUUUGAAGGUUUUUUUGUUUUCUCUUCAAACUACAUGAAAGAAGACGCAAAUACUUGCAAGUCAAAGAGGGAGAAAAAAAAAACGUUUCAAAAAUAUUUGUUUCCCAAGCUUGGAAUCACACCAAGUGUUUUCUUGAAGUCCAAAUGUUAGAAAAUGAAAGGUUGAAUUCUUCCUUGAAUACCAGCGAGAGAAGAACCAAUAUUUACAAACCAUAGCUAAAACCAUUAUAAAUAAAGACACAUAUAUCUAUUUCUUGCCAGUCUAAAACCAAUUCUUCUUACGUUCCAUUACUGUUUCUUUUUCAAACACGGUUAAAUAAAAAUAGUUCUCAUAAUCUCUGAAUAAUUCUUGUGAUUUAUUUCAUUUUUCUCUUCAGUUCAAAUUUGAUCGAUGCAACGCUUGUCAGUACCUUGUUCUAAACUCGCAUGCACAAGAUACUUAGCAAACCCAACCCUACGUAACCAAAACCCAUGUGAUAUUUUCAUCAAUCAUCGCGGGAUCGAUACCAAGAAGACUAUUUCAGGCCUAUUAUAUGAUCGAUUCACUAGACUAGGUUUGAAUUCUUUUUUGGAUAGUAAGAAUUUAAAGCCUGGGGAUAAACUUUUCGUGGAGAUCAAUGCAGCAAUCAAAGAAUGCAGUGCUGGUAUUGCGGUUUUUUCACCCCGUUACUGUGACUCUUACUUCUGUCUCCAUGAACUCACCAUGCUCAUGGAGAGCAAGAAAAGAGUUAUCCCAAUCUUUUGCGAUGUCAAGCCAUCAGAACUAUGCGUUAAGGACGACAGGACACGUCCAGCUGCCGAGAUUCGGAGGUUCCGGUUGGCUCUCGAGGAAGCAAAAUACACCGUAGGACUCACGUUUGAUACAUGUAAUGGGUAUGCUCUUGGGGUUCAAUUUUUUAUAUAUGGAAUACAUAGUUUCAUUGUUUUUUUUUUUUUUUGAUAACUCUGGUAUCUGGGCAGCCACAUUCCCAACUAUCUCUCCGAAAGGGGUCCAGCGCCCCAACGGAAGAGAUGUUAAAUCUGUUGUGGCCAAGGCUCGAACCCGGGUGACGGGCAGUACAUCUGUACCUCUUUUACCACCAAGCUACGAGCGCUUGGUUCAUAGUUUCAUUGUUUUCUAACUUAUGUUAAACUAAUUAUCGGUAACCUUAAGAGAAUAAACAUAAAUAUAACACUUUUUAUGGCUUUAUAGAACAUUUUCGUUUAUGUAUUUAUAUAAAUACAAACGGAAUAAUGAUUGUGUUGACGGUUCGUAUUUGAAGGUUUACAAAGAAAGUUCAUUAAAAAACUAGAAAUAUGCACUCAUGUAGUACUAAGUAUAGUUUUUGUACACAACGUUUGAAACAGUCAAACAUAAGGCUUAUAAUUCAUUAUUUAUUUCAUAACUAAUAAACUAAUAGGUAGCGCUUAUCUACUUAUAGAAGCUUUAAACAGUAGGAGAACCCCGAUGUCAGCUUAGAAUGCUCUUUGGUUAUAAGAAAACACUUAUGGUCUCUCAUUGAUAAUUUUUUUUUUGAUCAUUGAUUAUUGAUUUUUUUUAUAGUAGAAAAAUCAAUAUAUGAACUUUGAUGCUUGUUGGAAACCCUACAAAGAUAAGUUUGAUAAAACUAACUUAUGCGUAAAACUGUUGUGUAGAGACUGGUCAGAGUUCUUGGCCAAGGCAUCGGAUGCAGUCACGAAGAACUUGUUAGACGUUGAAGAGGCGAGACUACGGAGCAUCAACCCUACGUACAAGCACAUACCUGCAUAGGUCAAUCAAUAAUACAAUAAUAAAUGAGACAUAACAAAGUGUGUUUUAUUUUCUGUUUAUUUAACUUAAUUUGACAGUAGAAAAUUCUUUUAUUAUUUUGAUUUCUGAAUAAUCAUUUUUCAAUUAGCUUCAAUCAUGUAAGAAUUUGAUUAGUUAUAUUGAUUAUUAUU
This is a messenger RNA of Brassica napus (rape), 2040 nucleotides long. Its product is annotated as TIR-only protein. The transcript has a single exon. The record is from RefSeq and is a predicted model, not a curated record. Gene Ontology annotation, biological process: signal transduction. The coding region runs from base 512 to 1060 and encodes 182 amino acids. Lineage: Eukaryota; Viridiplantae; Streptophyta; Magnoliopsida; Brassicales; Brassicaceae.